Symbiodinium necroappetens is the source of this 3003-nucleotide messenger RNA. Lineage: Eukaryota; Dinophyceae; Suessiales; Symbiodiniaceae. The record is from the annotation of a GenBank genome assembly.
AUGCGUUACGCCUUCCUGCCUGCCGCCGAAUCCCUGCCACGCGUUUUCGAUUCCGUCCAAGCCGCCAACGGCCUGCAAGACCUGGCCGAGCGAGCUGGGCGGGCGGAGCCGGAGACAGCGGAGGCGGUUGCAAAGCUGCUAAAAGAUCCAGCCGGGCGAAGGCUUCUCGAAGCCGUCUUCGGCAAUGCGCCCUUCCUCGGCGGCUGUAUUCUCGCGGAUCCGGCCGGCUUUCUGGCUCUUCUGACCGAAGGGCCGGACCGGCGGAUGGCCGCUGUCCUGGAACAGACCCGCGCGGCAGCCUUUGCCGAGGACGUCGGGGCGGCCGGCAUUGCGCUGCGCCAGGCCCGGCGCCACUGCGCACUGACGGUCGCGCUGGCCGACAUCGCCGGCCUUUGGCCGCUCGAGAAGGUCACUGGCGCGCUCUCCGACUUCGCCGCAGCGGCGAUCGAUGCCGGACUCGGCCAGCUACUGCGCCGUCUCCAUCAGCGUCAGGAACUGGCGCUGCCCGACCCGGCAAAGCCCACCGAGAACUGCGGAUACCUGGUCCUGGGCAUGGGCAAACUGGGCGCCGGAGAGCUCAACUACUCCUCCGAUGUCGACCUGAUCGUCUUCUACGACCCCCAUCGCAUCGACUGCCGCAGCAAACGCGGCACGGCGGAAACGAUGAUCCGGCUGACCCGGGACCUGGUCCAGCUGCUGGAGGAACGCACGGCCGAAGGCUACGUCUGCCGGACCGACCUGCGGCUGCGGCCCGAUCCGGGCGCCAUGCCCGUGGCGAUCUCCUUCGGCGCCGCCAUGACCUACUACGAGUCGCUCGGGCAGAACUGGGAACGGGCGGCGAUGAUCAAGGCACGGCCCGUGGCCGGCGACCGCGCGCUCGGCGAUGCAUUUCAGCGCGAGAUCCGGCCCUUUGUCUGGCGCAAGCACUUGGACUUCUGGGCUAUUCGCGACAUCCACUCGAUCAAGCGCCAGAUCGCAGCACACAAGGGCGGCAACGACAUCGCUGUCGAGGGGCACAACGUCAAACUGGGCAGGGGCGGCAUUCGCGAGAUCGAGUUCUUUGCACAGACCCAGCAAUUGAUUUUCGGCGGCCGCCAUCCGGAACUUCGCGAACCCCAAACGCUCGUCGCGCUGGAAACUCUGGUGCGCUUCGGGCGGAUCGAGCCUGAGACGGCGCGGGAUCUCACCGAGGCCUACCGCUACCUGCGUCGACUGGAACACCGCCUCCAGAUGGUUGGCGAUCAGCAAACCCACCUCAUCCCUGGCGACGCGGAGGGAGUCGAGCGGAUCGCCGCGUUCCUGGGCGCGACCGACUCGAACGCCUUUCGCGGGGAGCUUGUGACCCACCUGGAAUGCGUCGAGCACCACUACGCUGAGCUGUUCGAGGAAGCGCCCAGUCUGUCGGGCCCGGGCAACCUGGUGUUCACAGGCGGAGAACCGGAGCCGGGAACCUUGGAGACGCUGACCAAGCUCGGUUUCACGGACGGCACGCGCGUCUUCAAUCUGGUGCGGGCCUGGCAUCACGGCCGCUACCGCGCCACCCGCACGACGCGGGCGCGCGAGUAUCUGACGGAGCUGAUGCCAAGCCUUCUGCAGGCCCUCGGCCGCAGCGCCCAGCCGGACGACGCGCUACUGCGCCUGGACACCUUUCUGGCAGGGCUGCCGGCAGGCGUUCAACUCUUCUCAAUGCUGCACGAGAAUCCCAAGCUGCUGAACCUGCUCGCCGAGAUUAUGGGCGACGCUCCGGCCUUGGCGCAGCAUCUGGGGCGGAGGCCCGGCCUGCUUGAAGCCGUCCUCGAACCGGGCUUCGGCGACGCCUUGCCAAACGCCGCCGGUCUCGAUAGCGAGCUUGCGGAAACGCUCGGUCAGGCUCGCGACUUUCAGGAAGUCCUCGACCUUGUCCGCCGUUGGGCCGGAGAUCGCCGCUUCAAGGUCGGUCUUCGGAUUCUCCGCGGCGACUACGACGUGACAGGUGCCGGCCAAGCCUAUACUGCCAUUGCCGAGGCCACGCUGCGGGCGCUGCUUCCACGCGUCCAGGCGGAGUUGGCCCGUCAGCACGGCGAAAUGCCCGGGCGCGGUUUGGCGGUGCUGGCGCUGGGCAAGCUGGGCGCGGGCGAGAUGACAGCGACCAGCGAUCUGGACCUCGUGUUCGUCUACGACGUCGCCGCGGGAUCGCGCGAGUCAAGCGGACCCAAGCCGCUCGAUCCGCCGAUCUACUUCGGCCGCCUGAGCCAACGCCUGAUCACCGCGCUGACCGUGCAGACGGCGGAGGGCAGCCUCUACGAGGUGGAUCCACGCCUGCGUCCCUCCGGAGCUACUGGACCCAUCGCCGUCUCCCUGGCCGGCUAUCGCCGCUAUCUGCAGGAGGACGCCUGGACCUGGGAGGAGAUGGCCCUGACCCGGGCACGGCCCAUUGCCGGCGACCCCGGCCUGGCGACCGACCUCCGGCAGACCAUCCGGUCCGCCCUGACACGUCCGCGCGACCGCAACCGGACCUUGAUCGACGUCGCCGAGAUGCGGCAACGCAUCGCCAAGGAGCAUCCCGCGCGAGGCCUCUGGGACCUCAAGUACUUGCGGGGCGGGCUCUACGACCUCGACUUCGUGGCACAGGGCCUCCAACUUCUGGCCGCUCAGGAUCAGCCCGAUGUGCUGAAGACCUCGACGGUCGACGCUCUGGAGGCACUGGGCGAGGCCGGUGUGAUCGGUCCCCAGCGGACCGCCGGAUUGAUCGAGGCGGAGCGGCUGCUCAGCGCCCUGCAGCAGAUGCUGCGGCUGACAGCCGGGGAGGCCUUUGACGAGCAGCAGGCCCCAGAGGGCCAGAAACGGGCGUUGGCGCGCUUCACCGCCAAGGCGGAUUUCGACGCAGUGCGCGAGGACCUGAUGGUCGCCGUCGAACGGGUCUGCGAAAGCUACGCCGAGCUGAUCGAGGAGCCAGCGAGAGUUCUGAUCGCGAAGCGCGACGAGACGGAGGACGAGAGUCGAAACGGCGAUCAUCCCGACUGA